AUGGGAAGAGAAAUACGGCUAAACAUACAAUCCAUCGAAACACUUGCCUGCAGUGUGUGUGGAGAAUACUCAACUGAGCCUUGGGAAUGUUACGCUUGUGAGAAGUUUUUUUGCUUUAAUUGCCUCACAGAUUUUGCUAACUCUUAAAUACCAAUCAAGGCCAUUAGAAAGAUCAUUAUUUUUAGAAAAUUAAGCUCUCUUGAUUAAAGAGCAAAAAACUUGCUCGCUAACUAAGGAAGAGUAACAGUAAUCCAAUCGGAAAUUGUCCCCAAGGAUGCGUCAACACACGAAUUGAGGUCGUUGGUCCUACGUUUUCCAAAAUGCUAAGGCAGCUUAUAGUUAAGUGUAAGUACAAUAAUUGCAAUGCAGAGGUACCUUUACAAGACAUUUUGACUCAUGAAGAAACUUGCAGAUGCAGACCUGACAAAAUGGAUAUCGACAAACAUGAUCGAAUCGAAGAAAUUCGAUUAAAACGAGACUCAGAGUGAAUACAAAUGCUGCAAAACUCAUGGGGCAGAGGAUAUCCUUUGGUAUAUCCUAUGACUCCAAACGGAUGUAUGCCCUUUUUUGCACCUAAUUACCCACCUCCGAUGACGCCAACUCCUUCAUCACAUGGUUCUUUUGUGUUUCCCUGCCCAACACCAAGAUCCAAUAAUUUUCAACUAUAA
Messenger RNA from Blepharisma stoltei, 668 nucleotides. The record is from the annotation of a GenBank genome assembly. Lineage: Eukaryota; Ciliophora; Heterotrichea; Heterotrichida; Blepharismidae.